Messenger RNA from Penicillium pulvis, 2820 nucleotides. RefSeq lists its product as uncharacterized. Bases 1 to 2820 code for a protein of 939 amino acids. Gene Ontology annotation, biological process: carbohydrate metabolic process. Lineage: Eukaryota; Fungi; Ascomycota; Eurotiomycetes; Eurotiales; Aspergillaceae. The transcript has a single exon. The record is from RefSeq and is a predicted model, not a curated record. Gene Ontology annotation, molecular function: chitin binding; hydrolase activity, hydrolyzing O-glycosyl compounds.
AUGAUGCUCGAUUUUGCACUCUUCAACACACUGUCAAGUGGCAAUACACAGAAGAGUAUUCGAGCCUGUACUGUCGACGCUGGCGAUACAUCGCUCUCUUCCCGCAGUGCAUCCUGCGAGGGCGCAAUUGGGACGACCGAGAUCGUCACAGCAAGUUUGCAGAUGGCUCAAACAGUGUCAACGGACUCCUCAAGCGAGAUCUCUGAUAUGAUCGCUGUCACUGAAAAGCUCGAAGAGUAUGUUAAACAGCAGGCCUCCUGUAAUGGGACUGCUGCUUUUGCCACAUAUAGCAAGGCUAGUGUGGGUAUCUACGCUGGCGCUCAGAUACAACAGCAGGGUCUCGUCGACACCGUUAUAAAGGAGUUUAUUGCUGCCUUGAAAACCAGUGCCUCUUCUGAAAAACUCCUUGUGCAACUAUGUGAUGAAAGUCGCAGUAGUCGAUAUGCAGUCGGGAUCGUCGUCGAUGCAACUGGGGAUCUCGCUGCGGUUCAACAUGCAGUCCAAUCAUGGACCAAUGGCACUUGUGUCACUUCUUUGGGAACGCCAUCGAGCUGGAAUGAUAUCACUUUUUCCAUCCCAGUACCAAGCCAAGUCGCCAACUCCACGGCCAAGCCCUCUACAAGCCAUGCUGCCCGCGCAUUGCAUCUUCGAUCAACCUGUUCCACCACUCAAGUCAAUGAAGGAGAUUUGUGUGCCGAUGUCGCAACGGCAUGUGGCAUUACCGUUGCCGAAUUGACCGAAUAUAACCCAAGCUCCUCUUUUUGCACUACAUUGCAAGCAGGCCAGCAUGCCUGUUGUUCCUCAGGAUCACUCCCUGACUACACUCCUUCACAGUACUCGAACGGUACCUGCUACAGCUAUACGGUUCAGAGAGAUGAUACUUGCAAGGCCCUUUCAGUGGCCUAUGAUAUUACAACUUCCGACAUUGAGGAAUGGAAUGCUGAUACAUGGGGCUGGUUUGGCUGCAAUGAUCUUCAAAUAGGGAGCUAUAUCUGUCUUAGCGACGGCUCGUCCCCUAUGCCUGCCCCGGUUAUCGGCGCUGUCUGUGGCCCUCAGGUUCCUGGUACAGCAACUCCGCCCGCAGGCACAAAUUUGACAACAAUGAAUGAAUGCCCGCUGAAUGCUUGUUGUGAUAUUUGGGGACAAUGCGGCACCACGGACGAGUUUUGCACCAUUAGUGAAUCUAGUACGGGGGCUCCCGGCACUUCAGCGAAUGGCACAAAUGGUUGUAUUUCGAACUGUGGAACUUCAAUUGUGAUGUCUGAUGCCCCUUCGGAAUUCAGAAAAGUUGCGUACUUUGAAGCCUACGAUCAGACACGUCCCUGCUUGGAUAGCUCCGUCGCAAGCAUUGCCAGUGAAGAUUAUACACAUGUGCAUCUCGGAUUCGCUACGAUCACCUCCGAUUUCAAUGUCAAUGUCUCUGAUAUUACCAGUCAAUUUAACACCUUCAUCAGCCUGGAUACCAGCUGGAAAAAAAUCCUUUCAUUUGGUGGAUGGGAUUUCUCCACCAGUCCAGACACAUACGAUCGAUUCCGUCAGGCGGUCACCGAGGAUAAUCGCGCCACAUUUGCCUCCAACGUUGUUGCCUUUGUGGAGAAAAAUGGCCUUGACGGUGUUGAUUUUGAUUGGGAAUAUCCCGGCGAGCCUGAUAUUGAGGGUAUUCCAGCAGGAAGUGAAGACGAUGGCAUUAACUACUUCAUGUUUUUGGAUGAAUUGCGGGUUCAGUUCUUGGAAUCAUCUGUCCCUGGAGCAUCCAUUUCCAUUGCCGCCCCAGCCUCGUUUUGGUAUCUACAAGGGUUUCCCAUCGAGGCUAUUGGCCUGAUUGUCGACUAUAUUAUCUUCAUGACAUACGAUCUCCAUGGGCAAUGGGAUUACAGCAAUGCCUACUCUCAGGAUGGCUGUUCUUAUGGUAACUGUCUGCGAUCUGGAGUGAAUAUGACAGAGACUAUCAACGCAUUGUCGAUGAUCACUAAAGCUGGUGUGGCUUCCAACAUUGUCGUAGUUGGCAUUACCAGCUAUGGACGUUCUUUUCAAAUGACGACUCCAGAUUGUUAUGGUCCAAUGUGCACCUACACUGGACCCGACUCUGGGGCCUGGAAAGGUUCCUGCACCGAUACCGCUGGAUACCUUGGAAAUGCGGAAAUCUCCUACGCAAAUGCUAGCAUUUCUGGCUCGAAGUACAUCUUUGACGACGAUAGCUACUCUGACAUAUUGAUAUUUGGAGACACGCAAUGGGUUGCCUGGAUGACCGACGGCAACAAGGCAGUCCGGUCGUUACUUUACGAAGGUUUCAGCUUUGGCGGCACGUCUGAUUGGGCCGUGGAUCUUCAGGGAGACUCGAGUACACUCAACUCACAGUGCAAAUCCUUGAGCGCACCAAGUGAAUCGUCGUUUCCUACUUGCACGGGCAAAGUUUCCACGACCGGCUGUAUUGCUGGCACUGGCAGUGACGACUACGAGAGUCUGUGUGAAUUCACCUGUCAGUACAACUAUUGCCCGACACCGAUGUGUACCUGCAGCGAGACUGGUGGCGUUGUUUCUCCACCACUUGAAACACUGGGUAAUUUCUGCCCAGUUUCGUCCUUAGAUUCCAGUUAUGGAGGUCUCUGUACCUUCGCUUGCCAGUAUGGCCAUUGUCCCAGCGACUACUGCGAGCAGAUGACGGGCUCAAGCUUCUAUUCAUGCGAAAACCCCGAGUCAUUGAUUGAGCUUUCAGCAAAUUUCUCAAGUGACGCAAGCUGCCAAGAUGUUGGUGCUCGUACGUAUUUCCCUUCUCCUCUCCAUUUCCCAUUCCUGAAGGUCCUUUGGGUUCCCCUUUGA